GUGUGACAUUUAUUAAUGGCAAUGAUGUGGUAGGUUAAUUUGUAACAUGAGAAGUCCACUAAAAAAUGUGCAUCUAUUUAGUAGGGCUCUCUCUUUCCAUCUCCAACGGCCAUUCCCUCUCUUCUCGAGCCCCCCACUCUCUCUCCCUCUCUCUCUACAAACACUUCGCUCAGAACCAUUUCACUCCCAAAACUGAGAGCAGAGCAAAAUGGACAUUUUCACUACAAAAUCAGUGUCCAACAAAUCACCCAUUUUCCCCAUUCCUGAACCUCAACACUUCUCCGACUACGGCUUUGAACCUCAAAUCGACUACUUUCAGGUUUUGGAAGAAGCUCGAAAGCACAAGAGAGAGACAGCGUCAAGAUCCAUAGACCUCCAUUUCAAGCUGCAGAAGCCCAUCUCCAAAGACGAAUCCUCCAAGAAGAUCAAGAAGAGCAAGAAACGGUGGUGGCGCAACGCCCUCCUCUUCUUCAAGUUCCCCAAACGGGCGCCUUCCGCCUCCACCGGCGAUCACGACAGCCGCCGCCACCGCAUUGGGUCGAUAUCGGGCCCAAUUUACAUCACCGAGAGCAGGAGCGGCGCCUCCACCCCUUACAGGAGGCCGGGCUCGGGCCCGCUCGCGAAGGGCGAGGUGGGUGUCCCGUAUUUCAGUCUCCGGGAGCUGAAUGCGGCGGCGGGCCACCGGAUUUCUGCGGCGGAGACGCCCAUUUAUUUGGUCACGUGAUGAGCUGACUGACUUGACCGCCUUUAGCUUUUGUUUGAAGGGAAUUCUUUUAGCUUUCCUAUGUAAACUUUUUUGACCCCCCUUAAUUAUUUCCUUUUGGGGGUUCUCAAGAAAUGCGACUCUCUUUUUAUUUAUCAAAAGAGAGGUAUUAAAAAAAGAAAAAAGAAUGUGAUUGUAUUAAUUGCGAAGUGCAAUUUGGUUGUGAUGUUUUUUGGCUAA
Messenger RNA from Salvia miltiorrhiza (redroot sage), 943 nucleotides. RefSeq lists its product as uncharacterized. NCBI's taxonomy places the organism in Eukaryota, Viridiplantae, Streptophyta, Magnoliopsida, Lamiales, Lamiaceae. The transcript has 2 exons. Bases 209 to 724 code for a protein of 171 amino acids. The record is from RefSeq and is a predicted model, not a curated record.